AAAUUGCCUAGCAAGCUCUAAGCUAGUAUCUGUAAGCCAGAGUACCGGAGCUGGUACCUAGCUUCGAAAUCCAGCUUCAUCCGUGUAAAAUAAACGCGUACUGGUUUUUAACAAUAGCAGGAGCAGAAAGAACAAGCGCUGACCUUUCCGACAAGCAUCGUAUUGUUUAUAGAUUAUGUUAAUAAUAUUGUGAAAAAGGAGGCGAAAAAGAAGCCCACAAAUCCUGAGUAGACGAAAUAUAUCGCUAAAACAGGAUUUUGGAUUCAUAUUUUUUUAAUAUUGUGUUGCGUUUGAACAAAUUAGAGUUUUGUUACAAAUAUUGGAGCUAGCGAGUGUAGUUGCUAGCCUGUCAGAUUUUGUCAACAUGGAGUUGAGAGUCGGAAACCGAUACAGGCUGGGCAGAAAAAUUGGAAGUGGAUCAUUUGGAGACAUCUACUUGGGUACUGACAUCUCUGUCGGAGAAGAAGUAGCCAUCAAAUUGGAAUGUGUGAAGACCAAACAUCCACAGCUCCACAUAGAGAGCAAGAUCUACAAGAUGAUGCAGGGAGGAGUUGGAAUUCCAACAAUCAAGUGGUGUGGAGCUGAGGGUGAUUACAAUGUGAUGGUGAUGGAGCUGCUGGGUCCCAGUCUGGAGGAUCUGUUCAACUUUUGUUCUCGGAAGUUCAGUCUGAAGACGGUCUUGCUGCUGGCCGACCAAAUGAUCAGCCGCAUUGAGUACAUCCACUCCAAGAAUUUCAUCCACAGAGAUGUGAAGCCUGAUAACUUCCUGAUGGGGCUAGGAAAGAAGGGUAACUUGGUCUACAUCAUUGACUUUGGCCUGGCAAAGAAAUAUCGAGAUGCACGUACGCAUCAGCACAUCCCCUAUCGUGAGAACAAGAAUCUUACAGGCACCGCCCGCUACGCCUCCAUAAACACGCACCUGGGAAUCGAACAGUCCAGACGGGAUGACUUGGAGUCACUGGGAUAUGUCCUCAUGUACUUCAACCUGGGUUCUCUUCCAUGGCAAGGCCUCAAAGCUGCAACCAAAAGGCAGAAGUACGAGCGCAUCAGUGAGAAGAAAAUGUCUACACCCAUUGAGGUUCUCUGCAAAGGCUACCCAUCUGAGUUUGCAACCUACUUGAACUUCUGUCGCUCUUUGCGGUUUGACGAUAAGCCUGAUUACUCUUACCUCCGCCAACUCUUCAGAAACCUUUUCCAUCGACAGGGAUUCUCCUACGACUAUGUCUUCGACUGGAACAUGCUCAAAUUUGGUGCCAACAGGGCUGCAGAGGAUGCAGAAAGGGAGCGCCGAGAGCGUGAGGAGAGGCUCAGACACAGCAGAAAUCCUGGUGCCAGGGGUUUGGCAUCUCUUUCAGGUAGAGCCAGGGCCGCUCCGGACACCGCGGCCCCAUCCCCUCUCAACCCGGCCCCACACACAGGUUUGGAGAAGGAGAGGAAGGUGUGCAUGCGUCUUCAUCGUGGAGCACCCGUCAACAUCUCCUCCUCAGAUCUAACAGCACGUCAGGACACGUCCCGCAUGUCUAAUUCACAGGCUCUGUCCCGGAUCACAUCCAGUGCUCUCCAGUCAGCAACUCCUCGGUGAAACUGGUCCAUCAACAGUGAAGGCCUGAACGUGCACCACCUGCAGCACAAACGCUCUCACAGAAAUCUACAUCAGGACUCUUCAGUGACUAGAGGAUGACCCGCUAGUGCACAACUUUGGCUGUGCAUCUGUUCACUUUGACAGAAGAGAUGCACAGCCACACAGAUGCACAAGAGUGGAUUGUGUGUGUUUGUUUGCGAGUGUGAGAGGACGACUGCUGAGCAGGUGGAGACCAGUUUGGUUGCCUUAACAACCAUCUUGGCUAAGGAGCAGCCACAACAACCCUUCCUUAUUGUGGAAGGUUUAGAGAAUCCUCCUUGCUUUUGAUGAAGCCAUGAAUUCAUAUAUCUCUGGAAUCUUCUCUUGUCAACUCUUGAUUUUACUUGUUUUUAUCGUUUUAGCAUCCAAACCUUUGCUGUACCAGCUGUAUGACAUUAAAAGGGCCUUGUGAUGAAGAAGGAAGUGCUAGGUGGAGACGACAAAGCAGUCAGGUGGACACGAGCUCUGCCAUGGCAGUGUUUAGCCCGGUGUCUAAGCUCUUAACGUUCACCUCAGAAGCCCUGUGUCGGGAUAUCUGAUCAAAUGACUGCUAGGUUUGUGUCCGUGUCCUCAGGAGUACUGGAACAGGACACGGAUAUAGAUAGAGAAACACUCCGUUUUUUGUCUUCACGUUGUGAUUGCGGUGGAAAAAGCUGUGAAUGAAACCGCGAGCGAGCGUCAUGGUCGGUCUGCGGCCGACAGACGAGGAGUUUUAGCCUAGUGGGUAGUGUUGUUGCUUUAGUAUUGGUGUGGUUCUGUCUUAGGGGUCUGCACACUAAAGGGUGGAGGGUGAACAAGCUCAUUUAUACGCUCUCACACGGAUUUUGUAAGUUUUCGACUCCCUGCAUCUUCACUCUCGUUGCACACUUGUCCAUCUGCCUCCACGUUGAGUCUAAACCGUUUUUAUUUCAAGUACUACUUGUCCGUUUUCUACCUACAGCCUACUCUGACGGUAUCCAGCUGAACACUGAGGCUGUUUUUAGAUUAGGUGCUUUAGUUGACGCCACAUGAGCCCCAGUCCUGCCUGGUGAUUAAAUACGUGGAUGGGACGUUCUUUUUUAAUGCUUCUGGUGGCGGAAUAAAGAACCGUUUUUGUACACAAUAGGACUAGUUUAGUUUUAAGGUUAUUACUAGCAAACCUGAGGAGCUAGUUUUUUUAUUGACUACGUUGCAUAGUUGUAGAUGUGUGUAAUGAGUCCCUCCUGGGAUGAUGGCGCUAAACCGUGCUCUUGCUGAAGGAUGUGAGUGGAUGCUCGUUCUGCUGUACAUCUACUGCACAGCCUUCUGUUUCGUGGUUUCAAACGACCCGGAGCUGAGCACGAGAAUGGUGAAACAAAGAUUAAGCCUGAAGCUUUUGGUAGGAAAUGGACCGGUUGUAACUUGUAGCUUGACGGUGGUGGUGGUGGUGAAGUCUCCGGAGCUUCAUCUGAGGCAGCCCCGACAGCAGUGUGCUGGAGCCUCGCAGGGUUUAGGUCACUUUCUGUAGUUGAGUGGGGAGUGGGUUGUAGUUGUAAUUUGUACAUGAUUGUUCUGUUGUGAAUAGGAUGUCUGCUCUGUUUACUGGGUCCAGGGGAGCUGCUGAAGGCUCUCGGACCAGGACUUGCACAGAGGGACUGGCGAUGAUUACUCAGUUAGGCCUCCUAAGAAUUUUUUAUUAUUUUAUUUUGUCUGGAUCUAUUUCGCCUGUUGGCUUGAGAAACGACGCGACUAUUAAAGUAGUACGUCUCACUGGUGGCUCUGACUUUCCAUGGGAAAGGUGUUCUGUCCUGUCCUUUUUGUUGUCCCACAUGUCCCCAAUACCUGUAGCUGCGUGCUGGACAUGGUUUAUUCACCACAGCUCAUCUCGUUCUGUGGAUUCUUGUGAAAUGUUUCUUUCACUCCCGUCCCUUGUUUUUCUUUCAGUUGUAAUGCCGCUGUAUCUGUGUUUUAAAAUUGUGUAAAUAAAUUAAUAAAUACUUGUAUGUGUGCAUUUUAA
Molecule: messenger RNA, 3596 nt
Organism: Nothobranchius furzeri (turquoise killifish)
Lineage: Eukaryota; Metazoa; Chordata; Actinopteri; Cyprinodontiformes; Nothobranchiidae
Gene: csnk1da
Product: casein kinase 1, delta a
Biological process (GO): signal transduction; spindle assembly; regulation of circadian rhythm
Cellular component (GO): spindle microtubule; nucleus; cytoplasm
Molecular function (GO): protein serine/threonine kinase activity; ATP binding
Source: RefSeq, a predicted model, not a curated record